AUGGUUUUGCACAAUCCUAAUAACUGGCACUGGGUCGAUAAGAACUGCAUUCAGUGGUCUCGCGACUACUUCAAUGCCCAGCUUCCCGAGACGUCGGCUGAAAACGACCAGGCCUCUGUCAAGGUUACGAAGGUGCGCAACGUCGAGGGCGAUGUUGAUGUUUGCCAGCGCAAGGGCAAAGUUAUCUCGCUCUAUGAUUUGCAUAUGGAACUCGAGUAUGCAGGCAGCUGCGGCGAUGUGGAUGCCACUGGUCGUAUCAAGAUCCCAGAGAUUGCCUACGACACCGAGGAGGACGAGUUCCAGUUCAACAUCAGCAUUGACGAUGAGACCUCCGACAAGGCGCCCGUCAAGGCUCUUGUUCGCGAAAAGCUUGUUCCCCAGCUGCGCAAAAAGCUUGUCGCGUUCGGUGUUGACCUGAUUGAAACCCACGGUAAGGAUAUCCAGCACCAAGAUCAAAAGGCCGCUGCACAGGCUCUGCAGCCAUUAGCCCACGCCGAUGAAGACAAAAAUGUCACCGGCAGCUCUACGUACAAUACCACCACCCUCAAGCUGAAGCCUACUUUCACUGCGUCAGCUGAACAGCUCUACAAGGCAUUUUUGGACAAGGCGAUGGUGGCCGCCUGGACCAGAGCCUCUCCGGAUAUUGAGGCCAAAGAGGGAACCAACUAUUCUCUUUUCAACGGCAACAUUGUUGGCAAAGUUGUCAAGCUCGAGGAGAACAAGCAGAUUGUCAUGACAUGGCGACUGCGGGAUUGGAAAGAGCGCCACUUUGCUACGAUCCAACUGGACUUCGAUCAGGGCUCUGGAGAGACGGUUUUGAACGUCAACUGGACCGGCGUUCCCGUCGGCCAAGAGGAAAUUGUCGAAAACAACUUCCAAAACUAUUACGUCAAACCCAUCAUGCUCACGUUCGGCUAUGGGCUGCCUUAA
This is a messenger RNA of Wickerhamiella sorbophila, 930 nucleotides long. RefSeq lists its product as hypothetical. Lineage: Eukaryota; Fungi; Ascomycota; Dipodascomycetes; Dipodascales; Trichomonascaceae. The transcript has a single exon. Gene Ontology annotation, molecular function: ATPase activator activity; protein-folding chaperone binding. Gene Ontology annotation, biological process: protein folding; positive regulation of ATP-dependent activity. The coding region runs from base 1 to 930 and encodes 309 amino acids. The record is from RefSeq and is a predicted model, not a curated record. Gene Ontology annotation, cellular component: cytosol.